CGGGGGGCGACACCGCACGGGAGCCCCGCGGGGCCGCCUUGGGACGCGGCUCUGACCGCUGGUCGCGUCCCCGGCGCCGCUCCCUUGAGCGACACCGCGCCGACCAGCUUGGAGCUGCGGGACGCCCCGUUUCUGACCCCGCCUGCUUCUCCGCCGCCUUCUCUCUGACCCCCCGGGCCCCCUCUCUGCCCCGCUGCUGUCGGGUCUCUGCACCGGCACCAGCGAGAAUCGCCGCCGGAAUUGCACCACGGGUCCCAUAACUGCGCUGCCGCCGUGGUCUCCGUGCCCCGCAGGCUGCCCCGGUAGGAGACCUUGGCCCAUAAAAGCUGUACCUCCCUGCCAGCCGUUCCUCGGUGUGGGACCCCGCUGAAAGUGCCAUCUCGCGGGUACGCUGACCCCCACGCCUCUGCAGCUUCCAACAUGCACGCUUCCUACUCCACAACCUGACGUGCCUGAGCCGCCAUGGAUCUGGUGCUGGACGUUGCGGACCGGCACCUCCUGACACCCUAUGUGUACCCUGCCGGCUGGCCCGAGCACGAGCCCUGCCGCCAGCUCCUCAGCCUCUUCGUCAUCACCAACCUGGGCGCGCUGGCCCUCUACCUGCUCUGCGCCACCCUCAGCUACUACUUCGUCUUUGACCAUGAACUCAUGAAGCAUCCCCAGUUCCUGGAGAACCAGGUGCGUCGGGAGAUCACCUUCGCGCUGCGCUCCCUCCCCUGGAUCAGCGUGCCCACCGUCGCCCUGUUCUUCGCCGAGGUGCGCGGCUACAGCAAGCUGUACGACAACAUCGAGGACUCCCCGUACGGUUGGUCGGGUGUCUUCCUCAGCAUGCUGUCCUUCCUCUUCUUCACUGACAUGGGCAUCUACUGGAUACACCGCGGGCUCCAUCACAGACUGUUCUACAAGCGCUUCCACAAGCCCCACCACCUCUGGAAGAUCGCUACUCCCUUCGCCAGCCACGCUUUCCACCCCGUCGACGGCUUCAUGCAGAGCCUGCCCUACCACGUCUACCCCUUCCUCUUCCCCCUGCACAAAAUCACCUAUUUGGGCCUUUACAUCUUCGUCAACGUCUGGACCAUCUCCAUUCACGACGGCGACUACCGUGUCCCACGCUUCCUGCGCCACAUCAUCAAUGGCUCAGCCCACCACACCGACCACCACUUGUACUUCGACUACAACUACGGGCAGUACUUCACCCUCUGGGACAAGAUUGGCGGCUCCUACAAGAGCCCCACGUCCUUCGAGGGAAAAGGUCCCCACGACUACAUGCGCAAGCUCCGAGAAAAAGGCGCCGGGACGCCCGACGGGCCCCCGGCCGCCAAAACCGAGUAGGGUUCCCCCUGGCCCGGUCGCUCUCGGGUAGAAGGUUCCCCAGCUGGAUCUCUUGCCUUUCCUGCCCGGCCUUGCAAGACGGGAUGAAGAGCCCCCGACCCCAAAAGUGCAGGGGGACGCUUGGUUGGUGCUCCCAAAAAGGUGGCAUCUGGCCUCGCCGCUUACUUACAAACUCUCUCUAUGCCUUGAGACCCGGCUCCCCCUUCCAGCCCCUUUGGAUCUCUGCAAAGCUCCCUGCCCCGCUUUGGUACUGUUCUAGUGCUUUACCCAAAAUAAAAACAACACAUGGCACAACAGGAACAAUACUGUGGUGCACACAAAAAGAGAAGUACUACGGCACAAAUAGAACAAUACUGUGGCACAAAUAGAACAAUAACGUGGCACAAAUAGAACAAUACUGUGGCACAAACAGAACUAUACUGUGGCACAAAUAGAACAAUAACGUGGCACGUAGCAUGGUCUCGGUUGGUCCGUGCUGCACGCCGUCCUUGCCGAUUCGCCAUCGAUGUCCUGGACUCCGUCGUGACCAGUCAAGUCUCGUUGAAUUGACAGGCUGACGAUGCCACUUUUUUUGUUUUGAUGCUGUAUUUCGUGAAAAGAAAACGCAACCUCCUACCUUGUGAUGACGGCGCGGGUCCUCCCGAUGGCUCCUUGACGCGCUCCCCGUCUUCCUCUUGCUGGGGGAUAGUGCUGACCGGAUGCUUCCCAUGAAUAAUCUGAAGGACAAAAAUGUACUUUGAGUCCCUCGGGUCCCUCUGGCUCCCCAUGAACUCUGGGAGGGAGGAAACAGGAGGUAGGGGAGCCCAAAGGCAAGGGGUGGGGGCUUCUCCUUGUUCAAGGAUUCGUGGCCGGCUUUCCCCUUUAACGUCCUGCUGGAACGCAGUUGCUCUGCCUUCGGGUCAGGAUCGCGUUCAAUAAAUCUCACUUGCCAACUUG
Messenger RNA from Columba livia (rock pigeon), 2268 nucleotides. It is a transcript of the gene SC5D, whose product is annotated as sterol-C5-desaturase. Bases 463 to 1332 code for a protein of 289 amino acids. NCBI's taxonomy places the organism in Eukaryota, Metazoa, Chordata, Aves, Columbiformes, Columbidae. Gene Ontology annotation, cellular component: membrane. The transcript is spliced from 5 exons. Gene Ontology annotation, molecular function: C-5 sterol desaturase activity; iron ion binding. The record is from RefSeq and is a predicted model, not a curated record.